Molecule: messenger RNA, 1116 nt
Organism: Seminavis robusta
Lineage: Eukaryota; Bacillariophyta; Bacillariophyceae; Naviculales; Naviculaceae
Source: the annotation of a GenBank genome assembly
AUGAAUGCUCCCUUCACUGAACAACGGGGGUCGUCUCACAGCACUGGUAGUGGUCGACGGUCACUGGCACUCUCCAACCACAGCAGUCAUCAUGGCAUCAGCCGUCGUACACUGGCCAUCCACCGCUAUCAGGGACGAGCAUUGCCGACUAGCCUGACAGGCUCUUCCUCUCACACUGAUGAUACCGCCAAUCGGAUGGAACAGGGAACGAUCCGAAGACGAAUCCGAGAAUCCAUCGAUGACUCCCACAAUAGUUACUCCACCGCCGUGUCAGUCUACGAUGAUGAGGAUGAUGACAGUACAAAUAGUCAAGAUGCUGCCAAUUUUCCAUCCGCCGAAACACAAAUCAGAGCACAACAUCAACCCAAUUCACGGAACAUCACAGACCACGAAAGCCAGCAAUACCAAGACAUUUCUUUGAAUGACAAUGACAAUAAUUCUCUCCGCAAAAGCACGGAUCACGAACAAGAUAAUAUCAGUGACAUGUGCUCGGAGCCAGAAGACUCCAAUUCUACGUUUGACUCAGCAGAAGCUCGGGAAGCCGCCAUUCAAGCGGGUUUUCUUGCUGUCAUUAUCAGCUAUGUUCAAAACGACGUCUUUCAAAAGGUCCUGGCCUUUGUGUCCAAAAUGUGCCAAAAACUCAUGAAAAAAUUUGGAAAGGGCAAUGACCAGGAGGAUGCACUGGGAGUGGAAGAUUUGGCAGAAGAAGCCAUGGAGGAGGCUGCCGACAAUGCCAACUUUAUGAGUCAAAGUGUCCAAGCCAUUGGCGCUGGACCAGGGGGAGGUGGACCUGGAGGAGGUGGACCAGGAGGAGGAGGUGGUGGUGGAGUGGCUCCAGGACCCCCUCCUGUCGUGGCAGGAAUGGCAAUGGCUGCGGCCAGUAGUGCGGCUGCGGGAGCAGCGGCUGCUUCAUCUGAAGAAAAGAUUGGCUAUGUGGAACUUCAGAUUGCAUCAAUACCCCCCAGUGUUCUAGAAGCAAACAAACAAGAUCUUGAAGACCUAUUCCAAGAUAUCUACAAUGAAAUGUCUGGAAUGUGUUUGGAUCCCAUGCAACGGGUUAUGAUUGAAGCUGUCUUACAAGAGUGGGAGACAGAUUGGGGCUCUACAGCAACAUGA